ACACCUUUUAGUUUAUCUCUUGAGUUCACUGGUGGACGAGUGAUGAGACUUUUGGAUGGACUAGCUACACACCAAUCUGUCUUCGUGUGCACAUUCGAUGGUUCAGACGUGUGAUAUACUUAAGUACAAUUGGUAAACAAUAAAAUACUUCUCUAUAAUCAAGAAGCCUAUGUGCUUCGGGUAGUUACAACUUUAAAUCAAAAGCACUCGGCAUCUGAGCAGCUGGUAGUUACAACUUGGAAUCAAAAGCACUCGACAUAUCAGCAGCUGUUAGUUACAACUUCGAAUCAAAAGCACUCGGCAUAUCAGCAGCUGGUAGUUACAACUUUGAAUCAAAAGCACUCGGCAUAUCAGCAGCUGGUAGUUACAACUUGGAGUCACACAGACACCCGUAGGUUACAACUUCGACUCACACCCGGGCGUCUCAGCAGGCGUCAGCACCGAUGACAGAAGAGACCAUGAAAAAAUUCGGCCUGAGAUUCCUGCUCGGCACAAUUCUCGCCAUCGUACUGUUCCUCAGCAUAGAGAGGCAGUACAAGACCGCGAACGAUCUCAUUCAACACAAGGUCAAGGCUGCUUCCAACGACUCACAGGAAGAGCGUGGACCGCUGCUUCAGGAAACCGCUCUGGAGUUUAAUGUUCUGAAUGAAGUUGACACGAAUUUUGGACUGAACUUCAGUAAGAGAGGUGAGGGGGAGGGCGGAGGGACUAACAGUUCGUUGAACUCGCAAGUUUUGGGAACAUGGGUAGACGUGUCCGAAAACAAGGACGAAUUCGGACAGAACGUAGACGCUAUCCAGGAUAGCUCUCAGGGAGAUGUAGACCAGGAGAAUGUCGGUCAAACCAGUCCUGGGCCUGAAGAACCAUCCGUCUAUGACGUCAUUAACGAGACAGAAGAAGGCGUCACAAGCCAGAAUCCUGAAGCAGACGUUGAUGACGUCGUGUACGAGAACCCUGCAGCAGACCCUGAUACAUUCCUUAACUCGCUGCUCGGUUUGCGCAAGUUCCUUCCCUUCGCUACAGGGGACGCUGGAGAAGAGAAGAAAAUAAACGACGUAGAUCUCGAUGCAGAACUAGGAGAGCCGGCUAAUUUUGUGGACCCGAGCAACGCGUUCAGAAGUUUUAGGUUUGAACACGAGGAAUUUUUCAUCAAUAACAGAAACAAAGAAGUGAGCGAGAACAAGGAAAGUGAUGGCUUUGUCGAGGCGAAAUUGAAUGAUAAAAAUGUUGAAUUAGAAAAAACUGAAUACGACGGCAAGAUUUAUGACAAUGACAAAGUUGAAUUAGAAAACAACGAUGAAAUUACAGAUAAAAACGAUGGCGAGGAUGGAUUAGUAAUCAACAAUGAUAACAUGGUCUCCGAUAGUGUGACUUUGACGCCAGAAUACUAUGAACAAAUUAAAGCAGAUGAAAUAGUUAAUGACGACAUUGAUGAGACCAACAUCGAUCAUUCAGUAGCGGUCAAAGACGGCUCCCCGGUGAACGACAAUCCCCUGAAGAAGAUCUACGAUGAUCUCAUUCAAGUCGGACCAGGUAACCAUGACGACGCAGACACCCAGUCACGUGUUGGACGAAUUGUUCAAAUGAACAUGCUAGAGAACCAGCCGAGUCAGCAGCAGGAAAACAUCCUCGCCCCUGAACAGCCCUCAGAGCAGCAGAGACACGCCGCUGACAACAGAGAUCCUUUACGGCUGCUCCAGCUGCUUCAAGCCGCCAACUCCAACGUCCCUCUAGAGAACGAUCUACUCAACUCCCUGCAGGAUCUACUUCAGCGUCUCACCCAGCGUCCACAGAUCUCCCAGCAGAACCUGGGAGCACCACCCCAUCUACCCGGUGGUCCCCCUUCACCCCAACAGCUAGUUGACCCACCCAACACAAACCUGGUUGAUAUAAAAGCCAGCUUACCAACGUAUAAAGACAACAACAGUUUAUACCAGUCGCAGCCUAUAAACGGUACAGAGUAUUUAGACGAGCAGAGUGACGGGGUUGGGUUCGGGCCGAUACCCCCAGACCAAACCACCAGUCUAUACGAUGAUGAGUUUAAGAAAACAACAGCCUCUUCGUACUUGAACCCGCAGUAUGACAACCCAACCCCUCUGACGGAAGAGGAGUUCAUGCUUUACCGCACGAAGCCUUACAACGCCACUGUACUCAAUGCAACAACUGCUGUACCACCCAGACACGAGGGCGACCAGUUGGUGAACGAUGAAAAAUGGGCUGUUGUUCAGGUCAGCGAGCUACAACCCGGUGUUGACAGUCAACAAAAUAUCAGCAAUCAACAAAAUAUCAACAAUCAAGAAAAUAACAAUCAACAAAAUAUCAACAAUCAACAAAAUAACAACAAUCAACAAAAUAUCAACAGUCAACAAAAUAUCAACAAUCUACAAAAUAUCAACAAUCAACAGCCGUCUUACAAUCAACAAUCUAACAACCAGCUUCAACCCGAUGUACAAAAUCAACCGCCCAACAAUCAAAUGCUGGUUGACAGCCUACAAGUUCCAAACAAUCAACCAUCCAACAAUCAACCAUCCAACAAUCAACCAUCAAACAACCAACCAUCCAACAAUCAACCAUACAACAAUCAACCAUCAAACAACCAACCACCCUACAACAGCCAACAGUCAAACAAUAACCAACAACCAUCCGACAAUCAACCAUCCAACAUUCAACUACCAUACAACAGCCAACAGUCAAACAACAUCCAACAACCGUCCAACAUUCAACCACAGUCCUACAAUAAUGCACCAGCAAGUGGCAUCAUAAGCCUCCAAGAUCAGCCGAUACAAAAAAUCUUGCAAGAUCCCGAGGCCAUGAGACCACCAGAGGAGAGAAACCAGGCACAGGCCGGGCAGAUCUCGCGAGAUGUUGGUCAACAGCCUGCAGCAGCUGUACAGCAACAGCUGAUAGGACAGCCAGGACAACAGCCAGACCUGUCAGGACAGCAGCAACAACUGUUAGGACAGCAGCAACAGCUGUCAGGACAGCAGCAACAGCUGUUAGGACAGCAGCAACAGCUGUCAGGACAGCCAGACCUGUCAGGACAGCAGCAACAGCUGUCAGGACAGCAGCAACAGCUGUCAGGACAGCCAGACCUGUCAGGACAGCAGCAAGUACAAGGACAGCAGCCAGACCUUUCAGGACAGCAGCAACAGCUAUCAGGACAGCCAGACCUGUCAGGACAGCAGCAGCAGCUGUUAGGACAGCAGCAACAACUACCAGGACAGCCAGACCUAUCAGGCCAGCAGCCACUGGCCCCAGAACCUCAGCGCCAGGGCACUGGUCGUGAGUUGUUCUCUCACGCAGACAACAUGUUCAUAGACGUACCACAAUCGCCAAUUCAAAACGACACAAGUGCAGGAAACGAUGACGUCAUCACAUGCCCGCGACAAGUGAAGUUGGCUAAAACGUCCCAUCCAAUCACAGCGCUUGUUGCAUUUCCCGGUGCAACAACUGAUUGGCUGAGAAAAAUUCUCGAACAGCUGACGGGCGAGGAGACGGACUCUAUCUAUGACGUCAUGGCCAACCUCAAGUCCGGCAACGCGGCCAGCGUGUACCAGAUGAGCAAGAAGAUCGCCAUCCAGACCCACGCCGCCUCGGACAAGAACUUUGAGAGGGGGGUCAUCGUCAUCAGCAACCCCUACAGCGUGGAGGAAAAACAUAAGCUCUUCCGUCCCCGGGCUAUAGACUGGCAGCGCGACUACCUGUGGGCACCGACGUACAGGGCGUGGCUGACCAGCGCCCUGCCCACCUAUGUCCUGCUCUACGAGGACCUGGUAGAGGCCCCUCUAACGGAGUUGCUCAAGCUGGCAGAGUUCCUGGGGGCGCCAGAUAGGAGGAUCAGCUACGAGUGCGCCCUCGAUGUGGCCACCGCCCCGCCCCCAAUGGUGGAUGACGUCAGACAGAUAGCAGGCAUCUACAACAGAGACCGGAAACGGAUCAACGCCAACAUCGACACGGUCAUGGAGGUGGCUAAAACCACUCAUCCAGAGAUUAUCGCCCGACUCGACAGCUACAAGGUUUACAGUUACGUUUGACAGGGUUAGACAACCAUCAAAUUUACAGUUACAUUUGACAGGGUAGGACAGCCAUCAAAUUUACAGUUACGUUUGACAGGGUAGGACAGCCAUCAAAUUUACAGUUACGUUUGACAGGGUUAGACAACCAUAACAUUUACAGCUACGUUUGACAGGGUUAGACAACCAUAACAUUUACAGUUACGUUUGACAGGGUUGGACAACCAUCAAAUUUACAGUUACGUUUGACAGGGUUGGACAACCAUCAAAUUUACAGCUACGUUUGACAGGGUUGGACAACCAUCAAAUUUACAGCUACGUUUGACAGGGUGGGACAAUCAUCAAAUUUUACAGUUACGUUUGACAGGGUUGGACAAUCAUCAAAUUUACAGUUACGUUUGACAGGGUUGGACAAUCAUCAAAUUUACAGUUACGUUUGACAGGGUGGGACAGACAUCAAAUUUACUGUUACGUUUGACAGUGGGACAACCAUCAAAUUUACAGUUACGUUUGACAAAGUAGGACAACCAUCAAAUAUACAGUUACGUUUGACAAAGAAGGACAACCAUCAAAUUUACAGUUACGUUUGACAAAGUAGGACAACCAUCAAAUUUACAGUUACGUUUGACAAACAAGGACAACCAUCAAAUUUACAGUUACGUUUGACAGGGUUGGACAACCAUCAAAUUUGCAGUUACAUUUGACCAUCGAUAACAAACAUCGUUUGGAUUGCAGUUCUUGUUGAUGAACUGAGCUAUGACCUAAACUUACAGCUAUAAACGACCCAAACUUACAGCCAUAAAUGACCUACAAAUGUACAUACACAACCAACAAGACAAUCCCAAUAUUGACAGGUUGUAAACAGACGAACGUUGACAGAAAUGGUUUUUAAUCUCCGUGUAUUUUUGUAUCCCAACAUUUUAUAAUCUUUAAACCAGUUUGUUGUAAUGUGUAUAUAGAAGUUCAUCAUCUCAUCCAAUCACUAUCUCUCUCGCCCAUCUGCAGCGUGCCUUAAGAAACAAACAAUAAAUCUAAACGGUCCAUUACUGUCAA
Molecule: messenger RNA, 5066 nt
Organism: Physella acuta
Lineage: Eukaryota; Metazoa; Mollusca; Gastropoda; Physidae
Product: homeobox-like protein HDP1
Source: RefSeq, a predicted model, not a curated record